AGCAGAAGUACGCUUUCGGAAAGCUGGCAACGGUAGGUGGACGUGGCACCACGGUUUUGACCAGUGACAGCUCUUCCAGCAGCAGCGACGAGGAGGAGCUCGAGAAAGAGGCAGCUUUUGGGUCGUGGAAAACCACUGCGGGGCGGAACAACUACGGAACUACGCCAGGACAGUCUGGUGCUUAUUCCACAAGAGGACGACGGUCUUACUACGUCGCGGCGGGUGGAACAAGCACAAAUGAAGCUGCACUCGACGGGCAAAGUCGAGAUCACACGACCUCCAGUGUCGCGAGUCACAUUGUGUCAUUACUCAGUCGUGGAAAUGCGACGGACUUCAGCUUACAGCUACGUAGCACUGGGGAGCUGCAACAGAAUCAGAAACAUGCACCGGGAGCACGAGCAGUAGAAACGACCGCGGGUACUACUACUUUGCAGCCUACGCACAGCGUCGAAUCGAUCGUCACUGCGGUUUCAGGACGGGAAGAUUAUGUGAAUCAGAAUGCUCCUCUUGCGCCGACUUCCGGGCCACUGGCUGUACCGCUUUCGGCGCCGCAGCAUAAGUCGUCUCCGACAUCACUGCAAGCAAGGGCCGUGAAUCAAACCAAAAACCAAAGUUGGGACAGCCUUGCUGUGGCCCUGCGGAACUCGAAGAACUUGUCGGAAAGCACCAGAGGGGGCGAAAGUGGGGAUGGCAAGCGCAUCGGAG
Molecule: messenger RNA, 705 nt
Organism: Amoebophrya sp. A120
Lineage: Eukaryota; Dinophyceae; Syndiniales; Amoebophryaceae
Source: the annotation of a GenBank genome assembly